Messenger RNA from Brienomyrus brachyistius, 1707 nucleotides. It is a transcript of the gene nceh1a, whose product is annotated as neutral cholesterol ester hydrolase 1a. Gene Ontology annotation, cellular component: membrane. Bases 22 to 1254 code for a protein of 410 amino acids. Gene Ontology annotation, molecular function: carboxylic ester hydrolase activity. The record is from RefSeq and is a predicted model, not a curated record. NCBI's taxonomy places the organism in Eukaryota, Metazoa, Chordata, Actinopteri, Osteoglossiformes, Mormyridae. The transcript is spliced from 5 exons.
GUGUUUGCCGUUCUUGUGCAGAUGACAAUGAAGCGUCUUUUCGCUGUCACGCUUAUUCUGACGAUUGGGUUUGCUUAUUACAUUUACAUACCCCUGCCCAGCACAGUCUCAGAGCCAUGGAAACUCAUGCUUGUUGCCGGGACAUUUCGAGCUGUCAUGCAAAUGGGAACUGUGGCUCACACCCUAGGGCUCAUCCGAGACAUCGAUGUGCUCAGCGUUGUGGUGGGAACCUUCGGGUUGCUGGGGCCCGAAUCUAGCGAGAACUUAAGGGUCAGCGACACUGUAUUUGCUGGGGUGGAGGUACGUGUCUACCAGUCAACCCUGAGGGAGGUGGGAGAGCUGAAGAGAGGUGUGGUCUACAUCCACGGAGGAGGCUGGGCGCUCGGAAGUACUAGAUCAGGAUCCUAUGACUUACUCUGCAGGAAGCUGGCGGAGGACCUCGACGCAGUCGUCGUGUCGGUUGAGUACCGCCUGGCCCCCGGUGUCCACUUCCCUGUGCCGUACGACGACGUCCUCCAGGCCUCCAGGCACUUCCUACGGCCCGAGGUGCUGACCCAGUACUCGGUGGACCCUGACCGGGUCGCUGUGUCGGGCGACAGUGCAGGGGGUAACCUGGCAGCUGCUGUGGCUCAGCAGGUUGCCAUCGAUGACAGCAUUGCCAUCAAAUUCAAGGUCCAGGCCUUGAUCUACCCAGUACUACAAGCCUUAGAUUUUAACACACCCUCAUACCAAGAGAACCAGAAUGUGCCGAUGCUACACCGCACAGUCAUGGUCCAAUUCUGGCUGAAAUAUCUGGCUGCAGACCCUGAGCAUCUGCACGCCUUGCUGCUCAACAACCACACAGCCCAGGACCAGAACCAGGUGGCAUCAGCCCGGGCCAAAGUAGACUGGGUCAGACUGCUCCCACCCUCCGUACAGAAGCAGUACAAGCCUGUGGUCCAGCCACGAGGUUCACCACGGAUCCUGGAGGAGGUGCCGGCCCUGCUGGACCCCCGUGCUUCCCCACUGUUGGCUGAGCCUGAUAUUCUCGCGCAGGUGCCACAAGCUUACAUCCUUACCUGCGAGCAUGACGUGCUUCGGGACGACGGCUUAAUGUAUGGGCUGCGACUACAGGAGGCGGGGGUGACCGUGACCCAAGACCACUAUGUGGGUGGCUUCCAUGGCUGCGUCACCUUCGCGUUCUGGCCCACGUACUUCUCCGUCGGCAUGCACAGCAUGCAAAACUACAUCGCCUGGCUUGACAAGAACCUUUAACAACUUGGGGUACAACCGGUGGCAAUUUGGUUGUGAAAGGGAAACCCACCCAAACAAAAAUGAUGAUCAGGUUCAAAGGGAACUAUGAAGCAGAGAAUGUCCCUUCAUUUUCUGAAAUAUUUCUAGCUAUUAGAGAUGUAGGGGAGCAGUGUGGACGUCCUGGGGCAGCCGAAGCCAGGCGUUGAUCCCACAGUUUGCUUUUGUGUCACUCCUUUCUUCAGUUGUUCCCUCCUUUCUUCAGUUGUUCCCUCCUUUCUUCAGUUGUUCCCUCCUUUCUUCAGUUGUUCACUCUCACCACAAAUGAACGGGUCCAGGUCUUGCUAUUGUAGCCCUCAGCUAUACUGUAGAUCCAAUAUUUGUUUCCAAUUUUUGGCAUCAUUUGCAAGCUUUUAUUUUUAACCCCCCCCCCCCCACCCAUAUUGUUAGAAAAUAAAACACUGCUCCUCCAUCCCA